AUGAGUUCUGCAUCUUUGAUCAGCAAAUACAUUGGUCAAGAUAAACAAUUGGAAAUUAUCGACAAUCUUUCUACGAACUUAACUAACAAUGACGACGAUGUGGAUAUUUUGGUGGAACUCUUGCACGAAGUGGAGAUUAACGACAAGAGUCUUGCAGUUCUAUCAGAGUACUGUCACCAACAUUUACUUGAUAGAGAAUACAUUGACUCCAUGUCCAAGUUAAUCAAUGCAUUGCCCAAAUUGGAGGAUCAAAUACUUGAUCAAGCUACGCAUUUUACUCAACUAUACAUCCACAAACACAAAUCUGAUUUUGGAUUGACUUAUUAUCAGUCUUUCAACUUAAAGGGUGAUAUAAAAGAGGACCGUGAUAUUUCCGAAGUGGACUUAAAUGUUUUAUUUGCUUUAUUGAGCAAGAUAUUUCAAAAACAAACUCAUGAAUCAAUUCUCCUCAUAGAUCAUUUACUUUUGUUAUUGUUGGGAAUUGAUGAGAAACCGGUAUCAAAUGAGGCACUGAAUUUGUUGAGAUGGCGAAUCAAGUUGUUGCUGAAUGAUCCAAAUCAGUUUGACUUGAUUUGGAAAGUCAUACUCACAUUAGAGUCGUCAGAGUCAUCAUACCAGCAAUCAUCAGCACUCACGCUUUGGUUGAGGUAUCUCAAUAGUAGCAAUGACUUACAGAACAAUACCGAUUACCAAAGUUUCUUGCAAACAAACAAGUACUGGGCUGUUCUUCAAUCGGGCUUAACAAGUACUAUUCAUGAACAUAGGAAAUUUUCUGCAUCCAUUCUACAGUUGUCAAUCAAAUCCAUCAAUAGUGAUUUCAACAAUGAUUUUAUCAAAUGGGAAAAGAGUCAAACUGGGGCUUAUUUGAAUGAAUGGGCAAGAUACGUCACUCUUUAUGAAAUUUUGGCGAUUGACACAUCACUCCAUCAAGCUGAAGCAGGAUUCAUCGACAUUACCGGAUUGAUAUCCCCCAAUUCGUUGAUCAAACCAUCAUGGGGCUGGUGUUUAUUAUCAACUGGGUUUACUGCAACCAUUGACUCAGUUAGAAAGCUCAUCAUUAGAUUGUUAUUGUCGAUACCUUUGCAAAAUUUGUACCUCAUCAAAGACGCAUUACCUAUCUUGGAGAAAUCUUUUUUGACUAACUUGAUGGUUGCCGCUAAUAUGAAUGUGAAGGUAAUUAACGGGAAAGUCCAGUGCCCUUUUGCUUACCAAUUGAAAGAUUUGAUCACCAACAUGGUGAAAAACUUGAAGGACGAAAGAGAUAUGCAAGCUGUUGCUGCAUCUAUCUUACGUGUUUGUGCCGAUUUCAAACACAACUUUUCUCCUACAAGAAUUUUGAUAAUGAAUGGAUUGGUCGAAGGGUUGCGAGAGAAGAAAGUCUUGCAAUACGGGGUUCAUGAUUUGCCAUUAUUGGAACUCUUUGAAAUAAAAUCAGAGGGUGCAUUACUCGAAACAUAUAGUCAAACAUUAAAUUUGCGUUUGUUGCUUAAUUUCAAGCCAGACUUGCACAAAUUUCUACAAUUAUUGAACAAGUUCAUUAAAUUCAAUGGAUUUACAUUGUUGCGUGAAAACUUGAGUCUUUUUGAGAAUUACAUUGCGGAUGAUGAGGGAUUGGAGGAGUUUCUUGAACGUAGUGACACUGUUGAUUUGAAAGUGUCAUUACUCAAUAUCUCAAGUCAGACAUUUUAUUUGUCAAAAACAGAACCGUUGUUAUUGGCCAAGUUGUUAGAAUCCGGCUUUAGAAAAGCUACACUAAAGUCGAUUGCUGAGGAGCUACAGGAAUUGGUAAAUCUGGACGAUAUUGCUGUUGUGGAGUGCCUCUCUAAUGCCGACUAUACAGAGUUUGAUUUUGCAAUACCACCACACGACAAGAUCCUUCAAUUGUGGUCUCAAAUUGAGAAAGACUUGCAAUCAAAAGAUUUAACAACCCUAAGCAAUGUUUACUUCAAGAUGAAACUUUUUAAUAACGUCUUUUUAAAUUCCAAUUUUCAAUUUGAAGAUCCAAAGGUUCUAGUUAAUCUCAAGAAUAACUUGCUAACAAAUACCGAUGAAAUGACUAAAAUGGAUAAAUUUUUUUACAAGAUCAAGGACAGGAUUGAUGGAGAAUACUACACUACAUUACAAACCAGCUUUCAAAAAAAUUCCACAUUUUUCCCAGCUGCUUUCAACACGUUUGAUUCUAGCUCUUCCAGUUAUAGCGGAAACUAUGCCAUGGUAAAGUUGAUUCAACACCAUCUUGAAACAUCAUCAGAGGUGCACCAAGAUAUUGAAAUUGUUGGUUUCCUUUCUCAAUUAUGGUUCGGAGUAGUUGAAUCGGGUAGAUUGCAUCUAAGCCAAAGGGAUUUGCAGCUUUCCAUAAUAAAAACAUUAUUGCAUCCACAAAUCAUUUACCAUCACGAAUCUGCAUCACAGUUGAGGUUAUUGUGCUUAUCAGUAUUGGAACAUUCGAGGACAAGACGUAGUUUAUUACCAGCACUCACUCAAGCUUUAGUAAAUGCUCAGCUAUCCAACCAAGAGCAAUUUGAAAAACUAGAAUGGUUGCCCGAAGUUUUGGUCAGUGGGUUCUUGGUUUAUCAAGCAAAGACGUCGUAUUUCAAGGUGGUUGAGGUUUUGGCGGAUAUAUACGACAAGCAGGUGUCAUUAAAUACGCCAUCCAACAUCUACCAAGACGCAUAUGGACCGGAAGAAGUGAGUUCAAGGGUUAACCUCAUGGCCAUAUUCAAUUCGAUUCAAUCCACUGAUUUUGCGCAAAGUAUCUACAAUUACAUUGUUAAAAAUGAAGAUAAGUAUUCCCUUUUCAAUCCACUUCGUACUACUGAUAGUUUUGAGGAAUGGAAUCGUUUACAACUUUACACGAUUUUGAACUCACUUGUUGACAAGAUUGAGAUUGAUUUUGAUCUUGUUCUUCAGCGUAUAUCAACCGAGCCAAGUCCAUUAGUGAGAAUGUAUAUUGAAUGGAUUCUUGCGUACAAUUUGCUUCAUAAUGAAGAAUGGACGAAGAGAAUUUUUGAUGAGUUGACAACCAACAUGAGUAAUUUGAAACCAGCAGUUGCAACAUCUUAUUUACGAAUUUUGUUUCUCAUGAUUUGCAAAUUUGAUUCAACUAAAGAAGGUGAAGUCUUGACGAAAUUUAUCAACAUUGUUGUCCCAGGAGCAACUUCACUGAAGAAAUUGAUUCGUCAUUUUUCACUAUCUUUAGUCCUUUCCAUUCAAAAUGAAAUCUCCAAGAAAGAUUUACCAAUAGAUGCUAACGUCAAGAGCAUAAUUGCCAAUUUGCACCACUCAGCCACAACUUCAGACUCAUUUGGUCAAUUCAGGAGUGGUGAUGCAUUGCUUUGGGAUAUUGUCAAUGACUUGACUUUGGUGGCAUUGGCUGGAGGAAUUGUACUACGUUUAACCGACCGAGAUGAUAUUGAUUUCAUAACUGAAGCACAAUUUAAGGAGAAUUUAUCACAAUCACAAAUUGCUCAUUUGAGGCAUCCAGUUGGCCAUGACGAGAAGGAUAUUUGGACUGCACAACAACUCAUGAAAAAGAAACCAAUAAUUUCCCCUAUCGAGUCCGUAACUCAAUCACAGCCCUUACAAACAAAAAGUGGUGCAUGGAAUGCAAUAAUGGAUGUGGAUAACAACACCAGUGUUAGCAAGGAGCUCAUGCGGAGUGAUCUAAUUGUGGUUGCAUCGCUUGUCGAUAAACCUCCAAAUUUGGGUGGUAUUUGCCGAUUAAGUGAUGUAUUGGGAGCUGGAUUAUUAACAAUUCAUGACAUGUCAAUAAGCAAGCAUCCACAAUUCAAAAACGUUGCAGUUACUGCUGAUCAAUGGAUGCCAAUGAUUGAAGUUAUACCAGAAAAUAUUAGAGACUAUUUAUUAGAGAAAAAGAAGGAAGGGUAUACUUUGAUUGGGCUCGAACAAACUGAUCAGUCAGUGGAGUUAAACAAUGAUUUGAAGUUUCCUCAAAAGUCAUUGAUCUUGUUAGGUAGAGAAAGAGAAGGUAUACCAGGGGAUUUAUUAGCCGAACUUGAUUUUUGUGUGGAGAUCAAACAAGUUGGUAUUGUUAGAUCAAUGAAUAUUCAAACAGCAACAGCAAUAAUUGUUCAUGCGUAUUCCUCGCAACACUGUUAA
Messenger RNA from Lodderomyces parapsilosis, 4119 nucleotides. Its product is annotated as tRNA (guanosine(18)-2'-O)-methyltransferase. Gene Ontology annotation, biological process: tRNA methylation. Lineage: Eukaryota; Fungi; Ascomycota; Pichiomycetes; Serinales; Debaryomycetaceae. The record is from RefSeq and is a predicted model, not a curated record. Gene Ontology annotation, molecular function: RNA binding; tRNA (guanine) methyltransferase activity. The transcript has a single exon. The coding region runs from base 1 to 4119 and encodes 1372 amino acids.